This is a messenger RNA of Anolis carolinensis (green anole), 1696 nucleotides long. It is a transcript of the gene nxt2, whose product is annotated as nuclear transport factor 2 like export factor 2. The transcript is spliced from 4 exons. Bases 141 to 566 code for a protein of 141 amino acids. Gene Ontology annotation, biological process: poly(A)+ mRNA export from nucleus. The record is from RefSeq and is a predicted model, not a curated record. Gene Ontology annotation, cellular component: nuclear pore central transport channel. Lineage: Eukaryota; Metazoa; Chordata; Lepidosauria; Squamata; Anolidae.
GGACUACCUGAGUCGCGUCUUUGUCCCUCAUCGGAAGGUGUAUAGGAGCGGACCCAUAGGAAGUGGCUGGGGAUGAGUUUCCGCUUCCGGCCUGCUGCCUGAUUCGCUCGAGAGGGAAGAGCCUCUGCCGUUCUCCUCGCAUGGCCGCCUCGGUGGACUUUAAAACCUACGUGGACCAGGCCUGCAAAGCAGCCGAAGAGUUCGCCAAUAUUUACUAUGAAACCAUGGACAAAAGGAGGAGGGUGUUGACCCGGCUCUACACAGAUGAUGCGGCGCUGGUUUGGAACGGAAACGCCAUGUCGGGACAGGAGGCCCUUUCGAAGUUCUUUGAGAUGCUGCCUUCCAGCGAGUUUCAGGUGACAACCUUCGACUGCCAGCCUGUCCAUGAGCAAGCUACCCAGAACCAGACCACGGUCCUCGUUGUGACUUGUGGCACUGUCAAAUUUGACGGGAACAAGAUGCAGUACUUCAACCAGAACUUCUUGCUGACGGCACAAACCACAAACAACAACACGGUGUGGAAGAUCAUGAGCGACUGCUUCCGCUUCCAGGAUUGGCCCAGUUAACAGGCGACAAGGAGGGAAAGUGUCCUCUCCAGACAAGAUGAAAGUCGCUUUUUGAACGAUUGAAACUUCUGUAUGAACUGUUUUUCCUUCUGUGUCCUCUUUGGGAACAAAAUAGACAAUCGCAAGAUGAAACCCGACUCGCUACUAAAAAGACUUUGGUGCCUUCAUGGUCAGGGUAGACUACAUCAGAGUGGAAGCCUUUCCUGGGUUUUUUUUAUAGUGAUGAAUUAUUUAGGAGGCAGUGGAUUCAGGCCCCCAAAGCUCUUCAUAUUCUGUUUGGCACAUUCUGGCUGUGCUCUCCUUAAAGGUUGUAUGGUUAACCCAUUUCCUUUGCCUCCGAGAAACAUUAAAAGGGCUCUGACACAGGUUUGCAUAAGGGCUUUGGUCACUUUUUUUGGUAUUAUGGUCUUAAUCUAAACAGGUAAUUUGUUCAAAGAAAGAUGUGUGCAGAAUAAGCUUAUAUUUCUGCAGUGAAAAUUCUGUAGUUAUGCUAGGGUUUUUUUUCUGUCACUGUUCAAAAUGCAAAUAUUCCCUGAAUAAAGCUUGUCCGAAAAAAAUAAAAAGGCCAGUACUAGCCUUAGAAAUGUAGUAAAAUUGCCCCCCCCCCCCCAAUUCUCUAGAGCAGGUCUCUUCAACCUGCGGCCCUCCAGCUGUUCGGGCCUCCAACUCCCAGAAUUCCUGACCAUUGAACAAACUGGCAAUAAAGGCUUCUGGAAUUCGGAGACCUGCUCUAGGGAAUGGGGAAGCAAUUUUGCUACAUUUCUAAGGCCUUUUUAUUUUUUUCCAGACAAGCGUGAUUUCUUCCAAGGCCCCUCUUGGGCCUUAAAUGGACCAGAGCAGCAAAAAACUUAUUGAAUAUACCUCCCAAAAAAGGGCAUAUUACAAAAGGGGCAUUUGGAAUCUAUGAGCCGAAUAGAUUAGUUUCCCCGCACUUACACUAAGGAUGCCAUGGUGGCAUUAAGGCUAAUGAUUAGAAGUGUUGACUGUAGAGUUUGACUUGUUUGGUCAUAGAACACAGAACUGCACUUCAGUUCUUUCCGUGUUGUCCAUGACUAUGUGCACUGUCAACAGUACCGCAUCAUUAUAAUUAAUACACCUGUUAGAUGUAAAUAAAUCUUUCCAAUACAUUG